This is a messenger RNA of Musa acuminata AAA Group (dessert banana), 2075 nucleotides long. RefSeq lists its product as uncharacterized. NCBI's taxonomy places the organism in Eukaryota, Viridiplantae, Streptophyta, Magnoliopsida, Zingiberales, Musaceae. Gene Ontology annotation, cellular component: nucleolus; preribosome, large subunit precursor. Gene Ontology annotation, biological process: maturation of 5.8S rRNA; maturation of LSU-rRNA. The transcript is spliced from 13 exons. Bases 721 to 1800 code for a protein of 359 amino acids. Gene Ontology annotation, molecular function: rRNA primary transcript binding. The record is from RefSeq and is a predicted model, not a curated record.
AAAUUAGGGCCCCCCACAUACAGUGACAACCUUAAACCUAAUUGAGUUAUGGUUUAUAACAUUUCAGUUAUUUUGAUUUGAUCGACAUAAUUUUCAAUUCAAAUUCUAAAGUUGCUGAUACAUUGCAUCCCUCAUUUUCUGCCCCCCCUCUCUUUCUCUCUCUCUCUCUUUGCCUCUUCCUGUUCCUCACCUACAUAUAAUGAUUAGAACUCUUCCUUCUCUUUUCCUUUUCCCUCUCUCAUGCAGAGCCUGCACACAGUGAUUCAUAGAUGUCGGAUCUAAAGCAGAUGGUGGUAACAUCUAUUCUUUUCCUGCUUGCCUAUUAGGCUAUGGGGCUAGUACUUCUUGAAUUUUUUAUAUUCCAUAGACUUGAACUUGAUUUUGUGGAUUUGAUGGAAAAAUUUAUCAUUCUUGACCCUGAAAUUCUGGCUGCCCAAUCCGAAAAGGAUGUCAUGCACACAGUCCACACAGACACACCUGGACAGCAGUGGGUAAGGUCCACCACAAGAUAUUUGAACCACUCACAUCAUAUUUGUUGACCAUUCAGUUGUGAUGUCUUCUGUUACCUUCAUUAAGCUAACACUGGCAGUGCACAUAUCUCUUCACAUGCCUGCCUAGUCCACCCUUUCUGGCCUUCAUCCUUCUCUGCUCCACUACCUGAUUGUUCUACUUGUCAUGCUUCAUUUUUCAAUUUGGUUAUUUCUACUGUUAACAUAAAGAAUGGACAGUCUGGGCGAGACGAAGAAGGGGACGACGCUUCCCUCGAUGAUCAAGAACAAGGAGAAGAGGAGUGUCGUCCAUGCCAAGCUCAAGCGCGAGAAGAAGAUCGAGAAGCGGAAGCAGGCCAAGGCACGAGAGGCCGCCAUCAAGCGAGCCCUUGACCUCGGCGAGGAGCCUCCGGAGAAGAAGGUGCCGCGGACGAUCGAGAACACUAGGGAGGUCGAUGAGACGGUCUGUCGACCUGAUGAUGAAGAGUUAUUUGCAGGGAAUGAUGCCGAUGAAUUUAGCCAAGUCCUGAAACAAGAAGUGAUACCAAAGAUAUUAAUCACCACAAAUCGUUUCAAUUCCACAAGAAGUCCUGCCUUCAUUCAAGAGUUAUUGUCUGUGAUUCCAAAUGCUCAUUACCAUAAGAGAGGAACCUAUGAACUGAAGAAGAUUGUUGAAUAUGCAAAGAACAAAGACUUCACUUCAGUUGUAGUGGUCCAUUCAAAUCGAAGGGAACCAGAUGCUCUGUUGAUCAUAAACUUGCCUGAUGGACCUACGGCACAUUUCAAACUAUCUAAAUUAGUCUUGCGGAAGGAAAUUAAGAAUCAUGGAAAUCCUACAGACCAUAAGCCGGAGUUAGUACUGAACAAUUUCACCACACGUCUUGGUCAUCGUGUUGGAAGGAUGAUACAAUCACUAUUCCCUCAAGACCCCAACUUUCGUGGUCGUCGAGUUGUAACAUUCCAUAACCAGCGAGACUUCAUUUUUUUUAGACAUCACAGGUAUAUAUUUGAAGCCAAAGAGAGAAAAGAUCAAGAGAAAGUGAUUGUACGGCUUCAGGAGUGUGGCCCUCGCUUUACACUUAAAUUGAGGAACCUGCAACAUGGAACAUUUGAUUCAAAGGGUGGAGAGUAUGAGUGGGUCCACAAGCCGGAGAUGGACACGAGCCGCAGGAGGUUUUUCUUGUUAGCCAGAGAUUUUGCUUCAGAAGAAGACCUCCCAUUUUAUUAUGUUUCUUUCCCCACUGUAUGUGGAGGUUCGAUCAGGUGUGGGCAGGAUUUCUCUGCAUCAAGAAACAAGUUAAUUAGCUUGUAGUCCAAUGACAAUGGUUUCUGGGGCUUUUGUUUCGUAGAGCAUUUGGCUAAGAUUGGUCAAAAGCCUCUUUGAGAAAGAGUGGCUGUCCGUUUGCUGGAAGGGAAGGACAUGACCUCUCUCUUAAUCUGCUUAAGAUCAAAGUCCUGCUUGGGAGUUGGAGAAUGUCAAAUUGAGCUAAAAGGAUAUGCAUACUGCAAUCAGAUUAGAACAAAAUUGUUGAUGUUAUAAGCAUGUUUUAAUACCAUUGUUAAAUGCUUUAAUGAUAUGCUUUUCCA